Poecile atricapillus (Black-capped chickadee) is the source of this 2960-nucleotide messenger RNA. It is a transcript of the gene PRICKLE2, whose product is annotated as prickle planar cell polarity protein 2. The transcript is spliced from 9 exons. The coding region runs from base 76 to 2763 and encodes 895 amino acids. NCBI's taxonomy places the organism in Eukaryota, Metazoa, Chordata, Aves, Passeriformes, Paridae. The record is from RefSeq and is a predicted model, not a curated record. Gene Ontology annotation, molecular function: zinc ion binding.
GGGCCCGGACGGGGCGGCCGCUGCUGCCGCGCACUCGGGCUGGGCUGCGCCGGGCUCCGCGCCGGGAGCGCUGCCAUGUUCGGCCGCGGCUCCCGCAAGCGGCUCUCCAGCCGCUCGCUGACGGCGUCGGGGGAGCCGGAGCGGGGCCAGCCCUGCAACACCUGCGGGGACCAGUGCCCCGGCUUCGCCCUGCACAAGUGGAGGAAGAUCUGCCUUCACUGUAAGUGCUCCCAGGAAGAGCACAUUGUAACAGUUAUGCCUCUGGAGAUGGAGAAGACAGUCACGAAGCUCAUGUUUGACUUCCAGAGGAAUUCAACUUCUGACGACGACUCAGGCUGUGCUUUGGAGGAGUACGCCUGGGUCCCCCCCGGCCUGAAGCCUGAGCAGGUGCACCAGUACUACAGCUGCCUGCCCGAGGACAAGGUUCCCUAUGUCAACAGCCCCGGAGAAAAAUCUCGCAUAAAGCAACUUCUUCACCAGCUGCCACCACAUGACAAUGAGGUCCGCUAUUGCAACUCAUUGGAUGAGGAGGAGAAGAGGGAGCUCAAACUCUUCAGCAACCAGAGGAAGAGGGAAAAUUUAGGGAGAGGCAAUGUUCGACCAUUCCCUGUAACCAUGACAGGAGCCAUCUGUGAGCAGUGCGGCGGCCAGAUCAAUGGAGGGGACAUGGCCGUCUUCGCCUCGCGGGCAGGACACGGCGUCUGCUGGCACCCUCCUUGCUUCAUCUGCAGUGUCUGCAACGAGCUGCUGGUUGACCUGAUCUACUUCUACCAGGAUGGGAAGAUCUACUGUGGCAGGCACCACGCCGAGUGCCUCAAGCCCCGCUGCGCUGCAUGCGAUGAGAUCAUUUUUGCCGACGAGUGCACCGAGGCCGAAGGGCGGCACUGGCACAUGAAGCAUUUCUGCUGCUUCGAGUGUGAGACGGUUCUGGGGGGGCAGCGCUACAUCAUGAAGGACGGGAGGCCCUACUGCUGCAGCUGCUUCGAGUCCCUGUACGCCGAGUACUGCGACACCUGCGCCCAGCACAUCGGUAUUGACCAGGGCCAGAUGACGUACGACGGCCAGCACUGGCACGCCACCGAGACCUGCUUCUGCUGCGCCCAGUGCAAGAAGUCGCUGCUGGGACGGCCCUUCCUGCCCAAGCAGGGGCAGAUCUUCUGCUCCAGGGCCUGCAGCAUUGGUGAUGACCCCAAUGGCUCCGACUCCUCCGACUCGGCUUUCCAGAGCGCGCGAGCCAAGGAAUCCCGCCGCAGCGCCAAGAUCGGCAAGAACAAGGGGAAGGGCGAGGAGGGGGCGCGCAGCCCCUGCAACCAGCUGCAGGUCACCUCCAACCGCCUCUCCACUGACGUGGACCCGCUGUCCCUGCAGAUGGAUCUGCUGAGCCUGGCCAGCCAGACACCGAGCCUCAACAGGGACCACUUGUGGAGGAGCCGGGAUGAGCUCUAUCACUAUGGGGGCAAAAUGGAGCAAAGCCAGUCUCAAACCCCCUUGCAGCUUCUCAGCCAGUGCAACAUAAGAACCUCCUAUAACCCCACCCAGGUCCCGAGCUCGCAGUCGGAUUUAUGGGCAAAACAUUUUAGCAACCCAAAGAGGAGCUCCUCGCUGGCCAUGAAGAGCCACGGUGGCAGCUUCAUCCAGGACUGCAGAGAGGACUACUACUCAGGGAGGCUCCGCUCACAGGAGAGCUACAGUGACAUGUCCAACCAGAGCUUCCCAGAGACCAGAGGAAGUGUCAAAGUCCCCAAGUAUGAAGAGGAAGAGGAGGGUGGGAUGCCAACGUCACAGUGCCGCACCCGUCACCCCAUCAAUGCCCUCAAGUUCUCUGAGGACCUGACGCCCACUGAGCAGACUCCACGGGGCUCCAUGGAAUCCCUGGCACUCUCCAAUGCUACAGGCCUCUCAGCAGAUGGUGGAGCCAAGCGCCAGGAGCACCUCUCCAGAUUCUCUAUGCCUGACCUGAGCAAAGACUCGGGCAUGAAUGUCUCAGAGAAGAUGAGCAACAUGGGCACCCUGAACUCCUCCAUGCAGUUCCGCAGCGCCGAGUCGGUGCGCAGCCUGCUGUCGGUGCAGCAGUACCAGGACAUGGAGCCCACCCUGCACGACCUCGCCAGCCCCCUCGGCUACCAAGAGCGGCCGUCGCACGGGCGGAUGCACCAGAGCUUCGACUACGGCAGCGGGGUGCCCGGGGGCAAGCUGGGGGCGCAGGAGAUCCCGAGGCACGCGCCCAUGAGCGAGCGCACGCGGCGGAGAACCGUGCUGCGGGACGACGAGCGGCACUACCGCCCGCACCGGCCCCGGCGCUCCCGGCGCUCCCGCUCGGACAACGCCCUGCACCUGGCCAGCGAGCAGUGCUACCGCCUGAAGGAGAGACCCUCGCUCCGAGCCAGGGACGACUACGACCCCUUCGUGCACCAGAGGAGCUGCAGGGAGACGAUGGAGCAGGGUCCCUACAGGGAUGUCUACGGCCACUGUCCCCGGACGGUGUCGGAUCUUGCCUUGCAGAACCACUUGGGCGAGAGAUGGGGGCCCUACUUUGCCGAGUACGACUGGUGCUCCACCUGCUCCUCCUCUUCGGAGUCCGACAACGAGGGCUAUUUCCUCGGGGAGCCGAUUCCGCAGCCUGCCCGCCUCCGGUACGUGACCAGCGAGGAGCUGCUGCACAAGUACGGCUCGUACAGCAUGCCCAAGUCUUCCACGGUGGGGGCCAGGGGACAGUUGCACAGCCGGAAAAGACAGAAGAGCAAGAACUGUAUCAUAUCCUAAUGGCAUCCUUGCCAGGCACCUUGGGAGAAUGUAAAUUAACUCACGAUCUUGCACUGUUUUAGAUCAUGUAAGUGCUUUUAUUGUAACAAAAAAAAAAGGCCCGAAGAGUAGGGAUUUGUAAGAAGGUUGUAGACCGGCUUCUAUAAAUAGUCAUAAUCCUGGGCACAGUGAAUAUAUUUUGCACAUCUUACUUUGGA